CUUGAUCCUUUAGAGCGGACGCUUAGCAGGUGUAAGAAUCUGGAGUUCUCAGAUACCACAUAUGUAGGUACUUAAAGCUGCAUGCUGGUUAAAUAAAUGGAUGUUCUGGUGCUGAAGAAUAAACCAAGGAAUGAGGUGUUUCCAUUGCAUAUAUCUACCCAGCAUGUGGAAGCAUACCGGCUGCUAGAGGACAGGAAAGACAAACUCUCACCUGAGACCUCCACCCUCCACCUGAUCCAACAGCAGCAGAAACGGCUGGAGACUGAGAUCAGCAGGAAGAGUAAGGAGUGUGAAGUGCUUGAGGAGGAGGUGAAGAAAAAGAGCCAGUCAUGUCAAACACUGGAGAGUGAGCUUCAGUGUGUUCUGCAGCAGAAAUUACGUCUGAAUCUUCAGUUGUUCAACGAUAUCCAGAAGGCAGCAAAGUAUGAGCAGGUGAAAACUGAGUAUGAACAGCUGCAGGAGGCUCUGUAUACAGUGAUAGUGGAAAGAGAUUGUGCUCUGUUGGAGAGGACUGAGCUCCAAGGCAAACUGGAGAACCUAGAGCAGGUGCUGAAGCAUAUGCGAGAGGCUGCAGAGAGGAGGCAGCAGCUAGAGUUAGAGCAUGAACAAGCCCUGGCCGUCCUCAGUGCCAAGCAGCAGGAGAUUGACCUUCUGCAGAAGGCUCAGGUUGAGGCUAAGAAGGAACAUGAAGGUGCCGUCCAUCUGUUAGAGAAUCACUUGGACAGCAUGCAGCUGAGAAAUAUCCUUCGCACUAGAGGCACAAUGCAGUUUUUGGCUAAAGUCAGAGAACUGGAGGGAAAAUGCCGGGCUCAAAGUGAGCAGUUCAACCAGCUGUCAAAAGAGUUGGAGAAGUUUAGAUUGCAAGCUGGAAAGUUAGACAUCCUGAGCAGCAGUCAGCUCACAGGGGGCGAUUCGCCUGGCUCACCCACCAAACCCCUCACCCUCUCCCAACUGCUCAACGGCCUCACUGCCCCCUCAGGGAAAGGUAAUGAGGAUUCGUUGAGUAAGAUCUCAGAGCUCAUUCGGCCUCUACAAAUGAGCGAGGGGGAAAAAGUAGAGCUCCUGUCUGUCAAACCCACCUUCUUGUCUCGCAGUACGCCCUCAAGCCCACGCCGGUCCUUCCUGUCAGAGGUGCGUCCUGUCAUCGCUGCUACUAUGGACAAAGAGCUCAGCUCGUCCCCCAGGUCUAAGUCCAGAUACACAGGCAAAGUCCGAUUGUGUGUCGCUCGCUACAAUUAUAACCCUUACGAUGGCCCCAAUGAGCACCCUGAAGCUGAGCUCCCCCUGAUGGCUGGGAAGUACUUAUAUGUUUAUGGGACCAUGGAUGAGGACGGCUUCUAUGAGGGGGAGUUGUUGGAUGGACAGCAGGGUCUUGUCCCGUCCAACUUUGUUGACUUUGUCCAGGAUGAGGAGCUCCCCUCGGUUCCUCUCUCGGACCGCAUAAAGGAACCGUCCUACCUCAACCACAGCCCUGCCUCUGUGCCGAGCAGCGCCGUUAGCACACUCAGCACGCUGCUGUCAGAGAAGCUGGAUGCCCUGGGCUCGGGCACCGGGACGGGUACCAGCAGCAGCAGUGGGGUGAGCAGCCUGGGCAUGAGCAUGGGGCAGGGCAUGGACUUUCUGAGACUGUGCAGCAAUGGCACAGGCACACUGGACGUGAACAUAGAUGAGAUUGGAGAAGAUAUCGUGCCUUACCCCCGCCGCAUUACUUUGAUCAAGCAGCUGGCCAAGAGCGUGAUCAUAAGCUGGGACCCUCCAGUGGUGUUGCCCGGAUGGGCUCCCAUCAGUGGUUACAAUGUUCUGGUGGAUCAAGAAGUGCGCAUGAGCGUGCCCUUCUGUGGCCGCACCAAAUCUCUAAUCGAAAAACUGAACCUGGCCUCCUGCACACAUCGCAUCUCUAUCCAAAGCAUGACUGAACGGGGGCUCUCGGAUCCAAUGCGCUGCACACUGCUGGUGGGGAAGGAUGUGGUGGUGGCACCCUACUACCUUCGUGUGGAAAACAUUACGCAAGUAUCAGCCGAACUCGCCUGGAUGCCAAGCAACAGUAACUACAGCCACACAAUCUUCCUAAAUGAUGUUGAGUAUGAUGUGGUGAAGCCCGGAGGGUACAAAUACCAGUUCUACAAUCUAAAGCCCAUGACGGUGUAUAAGAUACGGGUUGUGGCCAGACCACAUCAGGUGCCCUGGCAGCUGCCCCUCGAGCAGAGGGAAAAGAAGGAGGUGUCAGUGGAGUUCUGCACACAACCGGCUGGUCCUCCUUUACCUCCUCAGGAUGUGAAAGUUCAGUUGGGCCAGACUCCUGGAGUCUUGCAGAUCCGAUGGAAACCCCCUCUCCUUACUCCUACUGGCACUUCCAAUGGAGCCAGUGUUAUUGGCUACAUGGUCUGCACUAAAGGUCAAAAGAUAGCCGAGAUCAUGUACCCCACAGCAGAUUUCGUUACUGUGGAACUGAACCGUAUCCAGUGUCUAGAAGCGCAAGAGGUCGUCGUGAGGACAAUAUCAGCACAAGGAGAGUCUCAGGACUCUCCCGUGGCCACCAUUCCACACAGUUUCCUUGUGCCACACCCUCACCACCAGCCUCACCCUCCACCUCAUCCCCAACCUCAUUCUCAGACGCACCCGCCCCCUUACCCCCAAGCCUACCCACCAACCCAUCCGCAACCACACGUCCAACCCCAGCCACCCCAUCCUCACACUCAACCCCCAACUUCUCACCCUCACCCACAGCAGCACAUGCAUCCCUCACCCUCCCCGUAUCCCAUGUCUAAACCCAAACUCCUACCAAGUGCCAGAGACCCCCAUGCCAAAGAGCCAGAGAUGGGCAGGCGACUGGGGCAGCCCUGGGAGCCACACCCCCGAGCCGCAUCACCCCUACCGCCCCCUACACACCCGAGGCACACACUGGAGCCCCCUCACAUAGAGGGCCGGCGCUCACCCUCCCCUCAGAGGAUCCUGCCUCAACCUCAGGGAGCACCCAUUCCUAACACAGUGGCUCGUGCAAUGGCCCGGCAGGCAGCGCAGAGGAACUCCCCAAACAACAAGGUGGAGAGGAGGAACAUCUUCAGCGAGAGGGGUAGUGCUCUGCACUCGCUAAACUCAGACGAGGAAGAGGAUGGGUAUGAUACCCCCCACACCAGACGAAGAGGAGCUUCUGUGGACGAAUUUCUCAGAGGUUCGGAGCUGGGCAGACCCCAUCAUCACUACAGCCACAGUGAGGAGUACUGCACUGAUAGCAGUCGGGGCUCAGACCUGUCUGACAUCAUGGAGGAGGAUGAGGAGGAGUUGUACUCUGAGAUGCAGCUGGAGGAAGGGCGGCGACGCAGCAUUAACUCACACAACACGCUUAAGGCGUAUUACAGGCGUCAGGACCUAGCGGUGGAACGGGACAGUUGGGACCUGCAACGAGAGGUUGUUCGACAGCGCUCUUUGCGCUCGCACAAGCGCCUCCACAGCAUCCCGGAGGUGGCAGAGGAGGAUCCAGAUGCCGGGGUGGAGGUCAUGGGCCAACGGCUGCGCUUCGAGGAGAAUUGUCCAGGAUCUCCGUGCAGGAGCCCGCGAGUCUACCACCAGGACUCGCGGCAGCCGAACCACCUCUCCCCCAGCAAGUGCGUCCGUAGGUUGCAGAGGCAGCGCUCCUCUCCGCGUUACACCUCCAUCGAGGAUAGGGCUCCUGGAGGUCCAUGUUGGAGCAGCUGCAGUAGCAGACAAACCACCAAGAGCCCAGAUAGUGGACUGGACUGUGGAAGCGAGGAAGAGGGCUCGCUCGGCUACCGGGGAGGGUACCAUUCGUACACAGGCGGCAGUCCGCUGCGGGUCGGGUCUGGCCCCAACAUGCGGGUAAUUCACUGCGAGGGGCCGGUGGAGCAUCGCGCUCUGGCUGCCGGCAGGAAAAGGACACUGACUCGACAGUGCAGCAUGGAAGAGGACUUCCUGGACACUCUCCCGGAGACACGGAGCAUGCGGGAAUCCUACCAUCAUUACCAUUAUCAUCCACACCUACAUCAUCCUCAACGCAGGUUCCGGAGCGAGGGCAGGCUGAGUGAGGUUGGCAGGACCUGUCACAGGGACAUUAGGGCCUACUCUGUGGCCAGACUCAACAGGGCAAUGGAUGAACCCCUGAUUUUAGGGAGCUCUCCCUCAACGGGACGCUCGGAUCGACUGGGCCAUUCUGGCCGUAGGAUGAAUCAUGGCUGUCGACCCCCUCAGAGAAGGCCCAUGAACGUUCCUUCCAUUGAGAUCACCGUGGAGAAUAACAGUGAGGGGAGUGAGGGGAACCUCUCACCUGUCAAGGACGAUGUUUACUAUACCAAUGUAGCCCACUGCAGGAAAUGGCCCCCACAGCGAACCGAGCACCGAUAUGAUGGUUAUGGAGGACAACAACGGCGGUCUCCAGAAUACUAUGAAUCAGAGCCAGACGACUUGUCUCGAAUCUUUGUGGCAAUGUUUGACUACGACCCACUGUCAAUGUCUCCCAACCCUGAUGCUGCUGUAGAAGAGCUUCCCUUCAAGGAGGGCCAGAUCAUAAAGGUGUUUGGAGAGAAGGACACAGAUGGAUUCUACAGGGCAGAGAUCUGUGGCCGCAGGGGGCUCAUCCCCUGUAACAUGGUCUCAGAAAUCCAGACUGAUGAUGAUGAAAUGAUGGACCAGCUGCUCAAACAGGGUUUCCUUCCUCUCAACACCCCCAUUGAGAAAAUAGUGAACUGUAAUAGGUUCAAAGAUGGCCGUUCAAUUAACCGCAGGUCCCGGAAAUCCAAGAGAGAGAGGAACAAAAGGAGUGGAAGGCAGCACCAAGUGUCCACACGGAGGAUGGUGGCCCUGUAUGACUAUGACCCCAGAGAGAGCUCACCUAAUGUGGAUGUGGAGGCCCGCUAUGGGGGCAACUUGCAGAGUGAGGAGGCUGAGCUGACGUUCUGUGCGGGCGAUGUGAUCACAGUGUUUGGAGAGAUUGAUGAGGAUGGCUUUUAUUAUGGAGAACUUAAUGGACACAAGGGUCUGGUUCCCUCCAACUUUCUUGAAGAAGUGCCUGAUGAUGUGGAGGUUUACCUUACCAACACCCCGAGUCGUCACCCCCAGUUCCACCCCUCCCGGACAAAGAGCAAAAGGAAGAAGAGUGUUCAUUUCACUCCGUAACGGCUCAGUAUCUGUCACGUAAGUGAGCAACUGAGGAUACCACAAACAUCGCUGUCCUCGUCUAAUGCAGACGACAAGGGUACUUAUCUCUGUUGCUCCUGCAGGUUUGAUUUGGCUCCAACACCCUUGGUGAAGUUACCAUGCUGAAAGGUGAUAGAUUACUUCAAAAGACUGGUAAAUUAAAUACUUAUCUUCUCUCUUCAUCACCAUUAUCAUACUAGAUUAUAUACAUCUCUGUUAGAUGCUAAAGAUUAAAUCUAAUUUUGUCUGGGCAUGCCAGCAUUGUUUUAUGCAAAUAUACAACUAAUAUUGCUAAGAGUACAGAAUGGAAUAUAAAAGACAUGUUCCUAGAAAUUAGUUGUUUGCUGUCACAAAAUUGUAUAUGCCUCCAACUAAAAAUCAGGAAAAUGAGAAAAAAUCUGAAAAAUAAUAUUUUUUUAAUGUUACGGUGUAAAAAAGUCCAUGUUUGAUAAAUGUUUAUGAUUUGUUAUUGCACAAACAGUCUUAUGAAUAGUGAGAACAGUCUAUAAAGUGUAAACUAACUUUUCCUUGUAAAGAAAAAGUUGUGCAUGAGAUUUUUGAAGUUUCAAUAUUCAUACUGGUUUCCACAAAAAAAAAAGACUCUCUACACAGAUUCCCACAUAUCAUUUAUAAAUGACUGUUUAGAGAGCCGCCCCCUAUUCUGUCUGGGUGUGUCCACAAUCUAAUAUAUAUUGUUAAUUCCAAAUUGACUGUAUGGUGACCCUGCUGGGACUGAAAGGACUAUGAGAGGAGAUGGGGUGUCUAAUGUACAGUAAUGACUUUGAGAUGCUUUAAAAGGCAAAGAAACACUUUCUUUUCUUUUUAAACAUCCAGCCUUGAACUGUCCCUUGCGGGUCUUCCAUUAGGUACCCGUGGAAAAAGCGGGCCCUCCCAGAAGAAGUGCCACCCCCACAGUGCGCCCACACAUCCCGGGGUCCAGCCCCGCAGCACAGGGGCCUGGCAGUCCUGUCCGGCGCCCCCGAGCUGACACCAAGAAAACAGGACUGC
This is a messenger RNA of Myxocyprinus asiaticus (Chinese sucker), 6159 nucleotides long. Its product is annotated as RIMS-binding protein 2-like. Bases 97 to 5130 code for a protein of 1677 amino acids. The record is from RefSeq and is a predicted model, not a curated record. Gene Ontology annotation, molecular function: protein binding. NCBI's taxonomy places the organism in Eukaryota, Metazoa, Chordata, Actinopteri, Cypriniformes, Catostomidae. The transcript is spliced from 30 exons. Gene Ontology annotation, biological process: neuromuscular synaptic transmission.